CACCUUCUUCUUCUUCAACACUUCUCCACUUGAGACCCUUCAUUCUGAGCUUCCACUUUAGCUUCUUCAAUGGCUAAACCUAAGCUUCAUCAUCAGUUCUUGGUCUUGUUCUUCACUGUUUUUCUAUGUUUCUCCAAUGGCAAAUCUUUUCAGCUUGGCUUAGAUCAAGAGGAUGAUGGGUUGUCCUGGAUCAAUGAGGAGGAUAGUGAAGUAGACAUGGCUCAAACCAGGCAUGAUUCUUCAAGUAGCUGUGACUUCACUUAUGGGAAAUGGGUUUAUGAUCAGUCAUAUCCUCUCUAUGAUUCUACUUGCCCUUAUCUUAGUACAGCUGUCACUUGCCAAAAAAAUGGAAGGCCUGACUCUGACUAUGAGAAGUGGAGAUGGAAGCCCCAUGGCUGCUCUAUUCCAAGGUUUGAUGCGUUGAAAUUUCUUGGAAGAAUGAGAAGGAAAAGAAUAAUGUUAGUAGGUGAUUCUAUUAUGAGGAACCAAUGGGAAUCUCUUGUUUGCUUAGUACAAGGAGUGAUUCCAAAUGGGCAUAAGAUGGUUAGCUAUAAUGGUCCUUCAAUGGCAUUCCAUGCUUUGGAUUUUGAGACAACAAUUGAGUUCACUUGGGCUCCACUACUCGUAGAAUUGAAUAAAGGGCCUGGUAACAAGAGAAUCCUGCAUUUGGAUAUGAUUGAAGAGAAUGCAAGAUAUUGGAGGAAUGUUGAUAUCCUUGUGUUUGAUUCAGCUCACUGGUGGACUCAUUCUGAUCAAUGGAGUUCGUGGGAUUACUACAUGGAGGGACAGUCUCUCAUCAAAAGUAUGAAUCCAAUGAUUGCUUAUGAGAAGGGACUCACUACAUGGGCAAAAUGGAUUGAUUUAAAUCUUGAUCCUCGCACAACCAAAGUCAUUUUUCGAAGCAUGUCUCCUAGGCAUAACAGGGAAAAUGGUUGGAAAUGCUAUAAACAAAGGGAGCCUCUAGCAUUUUUCAGUCACCAGCAUGUUCCUGAACAAUUGGUGGUAUUGAAAGAAGUGCUGAGAAAGAUGAGUUUUCCAGUAUAUUUACAGGAUAUCACAACAAUAUCUGCUCUGCGUAGAGAUGGGCAUCCUUCUGUGUAUAGAAGGGUAAUAAGCCAAGAAGAAAGGCAACACCCAACAGGCUUUUCUUCAGACUGUAGCCAUUGGUGCCUCCCUGGGGUACCUGAUAUCUGGAAUGAGAUGUUAAGUGCGAUUCUCUAGUUGGAAAAUAUAGGCAUGAGUGUGUAGGAUGAAAUGACUCUUCUGCUAAAAUGUAGACUUUGUUCAAUUUGUCAUCUUGGAGUCUAGUCUGUGAUGACUAAUAAUUAAUGGUUUGUGUUUCAGGUUUUGUAUUAUAAUGAGAAAUGGAUGAUAUGAUGGUGUCUUUGCUGGCAUGUUCCUCUAUAAUAUCUACCCAAAUAAUCACUUGGGUUCUUGCUCUA
This is a messenger RNA of Hevea brasiliensis (rubber tree), 1442 nucleotides long. Its product is annotated as protein trichome birefringence-like 36. NCBI's taxonomy places the organism in Eukaryota, Viridiplantae, Streptophyta, Magnoliopsida, Malpighiales, Euphorbiaceae. The transcript has 5 exons. The record is from RefSeq and is a predicted model, not a curated record. Gene Ontology annotation, cellular component: Golgi apparatus. The coding region runs from base 70 to 1221 and encodes 383 amino acids. Gene Ontology annotation, molecular function: O-acetyltransferase activity.